This is a messenger RNA of Aegilops tauschii subsp. strangulata, 2902 nucleotides long. The record is from RefSeq and is a predicted model, not a curated record. NCBI's taxonomy places the organism in Eukaryota, Viridiplantae, Streptophyta, Magnoliopsida, Poales, Poaceae.
CUUCCCCUGCAAACAAACGCAAUCGCGAAGCAUCGAAUCGGAUCAGAGUUUUGGGAAAAAAAGACAGACAGAGAGGAAAUCGCCGUCGCCUUCCACCUCGCCGGCGAUGCAGCACGGGAGCGGCGACUACGCCUCCCCCGCCCCCGCGGGCCACUACUACCCUCACCAGUACGCGCCGCCGGGGCCGACCUCCCACCCCGCCGCCGCCGACCCCCCGAUCCCGGGGGCCUACGCCUCCGCGCCGCCCUACUCCGUCGGCGGCUACCCCGAGCAGCUGCCAUCCGCCCCGUCCUACACGCAGCCGCCCCAGUACGCCGGGUACCCGCCCUACAACCCCACGCCCUACCCCCCUGAACCCUCGCCGGCGCCGUACUACAGCUACUCGCAGCCCACCCAGCCGGCUCCCGCGGCGGAACCCAGCCCAGCGCCGCUUCCCUAUGAUGCCCCGUACUACGGUGGAGGCUACCAGCAGCCCGCCGCUGGGUAUGGCGACGAUGAUUACCUGAACGAGGGCGCGUAUGCCUAUACAGGCAACGCGGGCCCCGAGCCGUACGGCGCGCGGGGCACAGCGCCGACGCGAUCAGGAGCCGCGAUGUUUGAUGACUACGGCCGGUCGAUUGGACUCUCGUCCGGAGGGGCGGAGCAGCCACACGGCGGCGGGGGCGGCAGCGUGGGUGGGAGCUUUGGGAAGAUUGCCAGGGCUGUUCCAAAAGCAGAAACCCAUGAGGAUGCUAGUGGUGGUGCGCAGAAGUUUCGGGUUAAGCUGCUGCCAGAGGGUGCCGGAAGCCCUACCGAUGUGCUUUGCCAGGUUGGUCUGGAUGGAAUCCGCAUGCUUGAUCCCAGCACAAACAGGACCCUAAGGAUUUAUCCCCUUGAUACACUGACGAAAUGGGAGGUUUUGGAUUCAACUGUAUUUGCGAUUUGGGCAAAGACUUCAGUGGAUUUUGAAGCAAAGAGAAUAAGGCUGAAGUCAAACAGCUAUACUUCCAAUACUUUGCUUGAUACUGUAACAGCAGCAACAGUCCAGUUUAAGGAGAUCGGUGAAGAUGCAAGAGCCAAAGGAACAGUAGACGCUGGCAAAUCCUCAAUACAAUCAAAUGAGAAGAAAAAAGGUUUUGAUUGGAUGUUUGCGAAACCUGUUGAUGAAGUGAAAGAUCAUUGGGUUCCAGAUGAGGCUGCUAAGAAAUGCCAGUCUUGUGCUGGUGAUUUCAGUCAUUUCAACCGCAGGCAUCAUUGUAGGAACUGUGGCGAGAUCUUCUGUGAUAAAUGCAGCCAAGGAAGAAUUGCUCUGACAGCUGAAGAUAAUGCUCCACUUGUCCGAGUUUGCGAUAGAUGCAUGGCAGAGGUUUCUCAGAGGCUUAGUAUGGCACAGGAAGCUGCAAACAGAUCUACCACAGUGCAAAGUCAUGGAGAUCUUGCAAGAAAACUGAAGGUAAUAAGUGGGGCGAAAGCCUUUUUCGGUGAAGCUCAGGGGGGGGGGGGGGGGCAUAUUAGGCUUUCAAGGAGAGGGUUAUUGAGGAGGGCUCUUGGAGGAAGGAGGUGAUGCAAACAAUAUGAGGAACUGGAGAGGAAUCGCAAGUCUUCAGGGACGGCGUCUGGAGGUGCAUCUGGAACAAGAAUGCGGGAAGUUGCGUGUCCUACCUGCACAGUCCAUCUUCAGCUUGGAUCCCUCAUCGAGGAGCGUUCCUCUCCAAGCUUCUUACAUCAUCAGCAAUUAAUGGCCACCGGAGGUAUGACCCUGGAGAGCCUACCGAACGAGCUACCAUUAGACUUCUUGAACAAAAUCACAAAGAACUUCUCCGAUGAGCUACUACUUGGUCAGGGCGCGUUCGGGUCAGUUUAUAAGGGGAUCCUGGACGAUGGAGUGGUUGCCGUGAAGAAACUCGCGGAAAAUUCGCCUGUACCACGUGACACAAUAUUCGCGAAUGAGGUUCAGAAUAUUAUGGUGCUCGAGCAUGAGAAUAUCGUCAAGUUAGUUGCGUACUGCCGAGAAGCACAAAACAAAUUGGUGCAGAGCAACGGACGAUAUAUUAUUGCAGAGAUCACUGACACUGUACUCUGCUAUGAAUACUUGCCUAAGGGGAGCCUUCACAAGAAUCUUUUUGGUGAAUCCAGUAGCAUUGAUUGGGAUAUGCGCUUUAAAAUAAUAAAGGGAGUAUGUGAAGGUCUACAUUUUCUACAUACCUUGCCUAGUCCCGUUCUCCAUUUGGGUCUGAAGCCUCAAAAUAUACUACUGGGUGACAACAUGACACCGAAAAUUGCGGAUUUUGGUUUCUCCAGAAUAUUCGGCCAAGAUCAAACCCGAAAGAACACACGAAGUGUCGUGGGAUCGGUUGGGUACAUGGCCCCAGAGUUUCUGUACAAUGGCGAAAUCUCGGCUCGGUCAGACAUAUAUAGUUUAGGCCUAAUCAUAAUGGAGAUAUCCACGAGAGAGAUGAAUAGUUCUAGCACUGACCAGAAGCAUGCAAGGAAAUAUAUUGAUGGAGUAAAAGAAAAUUGGACACUGGAGAAAAUAAUGUCUGAGUACACUGAGUUAGAAGAACAUGGUUUCGAUCAAGUAGAAGCAUGUAUCAAUAUUGGUCUACAGUGUGUAGAGAUUGAUCAGAAGAAGAGACCUUCCAUAGAGAACAUUGUCAAUAUGCUCAAUAAGCUUCCAGUGAGCGAGGAGGUUUCCCAUUCCAUGUGAGCACAAAACUUCCCACUUUUCAGUGGGAGAUGUCAAACAUCAAGUAAAACAAGAUCAAUGGUACAAAAGUGGAUGAUGAAACCAAUAUUUGCAUUCAAUAAAGGCAAGCCAUGAUGGCCUUUUGUAAAAAAAAAGUAUUAACGAAAAGUGUAUUGUGGGAACAUGACCCAUUGAUAUCACACAAUUGCAAAUAUAUUUAGUUUUACUUCCUCCGGA